This is a messenger RNA of Drosophila busckii, 3456 nucleotides long. RefSeq names its product aspartyl/asparaginyl beta-hydroxylase (gene Asph). The record is from RefSeq and is a predicted model, not a curated record. NCBI's taxonomy places the organism in Eukaryota, Metazoa, Arthropoda, Insecta, Diptera, Drosophilidae. Gene Ontology annotation, biological process: peptidyl-aspartic acid hydroxylation. Gene Ontology annotation, cellular component: endoplasmic reticulum. The transcript has 14 exons. Gene Ontology annotation, molecular function: peptidyl-aspartic acid 3-dioxygenase activity; protein binding.
UACGGUGAUCGUGCCGAACGGACCUGCUUGCGGUCUGCUUCGAUAUCUUGAGAGUGACAAACAUUUUGCAGUGCUAUAAACAUACUAUUAAGAGAAAGUUGGAAUUAAAAGUCAGUUAGUGGUAGAAGAUGUCGGGCGAUGUACAGCCGAGAAAGCGCAAGGAUAAGCGCCGCAAACGUGAAGACGAUGAAUCUUCGCAUGGCGUGCACAUCACAAAGCUGGGCAAGGACGAUGUACAUCUCCAUGUCCAACAUCAGCAUGGCACUGGCGGUCACUGGUGUGCAAAGAUUAUAUUCUUCUCACUAAUGGCUGUGCUCUUGGGUCUAGUCGGUAUCAUUAUCAUGGAAAAUCGUGGCAUAGAAGAUUUUGAUACACCUUUAUCAGAGUCUCGAUACUCAAAAGUCUUCAACGGUUGGGUGGAGGAGCAUCGUCCUGAGGAGCAUGACUCACAUGAAGCUGCCUUAGAUGAUGACCAUGAACAUGAUUCACACGAAGAGGUUGAACAAAAUGAGCAUGAGGAUGAAUAUGAACAUGAAGACGAGGAGGAAGAGGCAGAUGAACCAGAACAAGAAGGAGAAGAAGAAGACGACGACAAUACAGCCGCCGAAAAUAUGACAGCUGAAGAAGAAGAGGAUGAUGAUGCAGACACAGAUGCUGAAGCGUCCUUGGAGCCCACACAGUCUGUGGCUGAGGAUGAGGAUGACGAUGCGGACAACAAUGCAGCCGACGAGUAUGAGGAGGAGGAGCAAGAUGAGGAUGCUGACGACGAUAUUGAAGAGUCAUUGGAGCCUAUAAUUUCACAAUCUACAGCUCAAAGUGCACCAGAAGCUGAAGAUGAUGCAGAAGAGGAUGAGGAAGAUGAUGAUGAUGAUAUUAUAGAAGAAUCUACAGAGCCUGCAGCUCAAAGUACACCCGAUGUAGACGAUGAAUAUGAGGAUAAUAAUCAGGAUGACGAGGAGGAGUUUUUGGCACAGAAAUCUGCAGAGCCAGCAGGCCAGAGUACACCCGAUGCUGACGAUGAUAAUGAGCAGGAGGUAAGCUUUAAUUCAAGAUUUAUCAAGAAACAAUUAUUAAUUGGAAAUUUUUAGGAUGACGAUAACGACUUUGAGUCUCUCGAUCAGCAGUUUGAAGAUGACGAAGAGGAAGAAAGACAACGUCAAGCCGCAAUGUUAAAAUCGGAGCCAAAACAGCCUGAGCUGAAGGACGAUAAUGAUAAGGAAGAAGCAGCGAGUACCACAUCCUGGCUGGGUUCUCUUGCCGUUAAAUUUGGCGUUGGCAUAGCACUUGCCAUUGUAUCACGCCUUGUAUUGUUAAGGAAAAAUCCAAAUACAACCGAUGAAGAGCCCGCACCAGAGAUCAUCAUGCGACGUCGCUUGACCAUUGCCAAUGCGGAGGAUAAUAUACCUGAGGAUGAUUUAGAGCAGCUGCCACCGCUUGAUGAUGAGGAAUAUUCCGAGGAGGAGAUCGAAAUCGAAGAGGAAAUCGAAGUGGAAGUCAGCGAUAUAGAAAGCGAUGACAAUGUGGCCUUCACUGCCAGCUAUGUGCCAGAGACCUUUGAGCAACUAAAUGCUAUGUACAAGGCGACGACCGGUCAGGAGCAGCAGAAGCAGAAGCAGCAGCAGCAGCAGAAGCCAGCAGAGAAACCCAAAGAAGAAAAAGAGGAGUUACCCGCUGAAUUGCCUGCUGGCACAGAUAUUUAUGUUGAGUACGAAGAUGGUGAUAUUGAGGAUUAUGAACAUGAUGUAGACAUGGAUGACAGCGAAGAAAGCGAAGUUAGCGAUGCGGAGGAAGAUGAAAUCUCAGAUGUGGAUGAUGCAGAUUUAAUGAACAGAUUGGAGGUUAGGUACGGACGCUUGCCGCUUGAUUGCAAGGAAUACGAAAGCGAUCCAGAUUCCGAUGAUCCGUCCUGGACACAAAUCAACCCUAAGCAACCAAGUGGUGCACAGGACACUGAUGCUGAUGAUCUGUUCGAGCAGGAGCUGCGCAGAGCUAAUGCUGAGAUGAUCAAUGAGCAUCCUGCACGAGUCCUGCGCGCAUUUAAACAGCUCACACACAAGCAUCCACACCAGCCAGCAGCUCAUUUGCAUCAGGCGCAAGCCUUGGAGCAACUUGCCACUAAAACAAACAAUAAACAACUAUUACUGGACGCCAUAGAGUCCUAUAAACGUUAUUUGGCAUUUGAGCCCACUUCGAUUGGCAACGAUGUGGAAUAUUGCGAUGCUGCUGCUCGUUGCAUUGAGCACUUGAGAUCGUUGGGUCAACUGCAGUCGACUGUGGCCAUACACAAACAGUUAAUAGAAUAUUUUCCACAUGAAGUUAAGCAACGCAAUCAGUUGACGCUAACGCAGCUCAUAUUCAAUAACUUGCUUGCAGUGCAGCAGUUGGCCGCUGAAACUCUCAAGAUUUGGCCGCAGGAUGCACUGGCUCAGUUGUACUACGGCUUGGCGCUGAAACAGCUGACAGCGGAUUAUGCCAAGGCGCUGCCGUUUUUGGAGUACGCCAUAGCGAGUGAAGCAGCAGGCACGCAGCAAGCGUAUUUCUAUCUAAUGCUAGGCGAAACGCUGCAGCGUCUAGGACAACAGCGCAAGGCUUUGGAGGUUUAUCGGCGCGGCGUGGAGAAGAAUUACUUUGCCAGCAUUUAUCAGCGAUCGCUCUACAAUGUGCCAGAGCUGCGAGCGCAGCCAUUUUGGCAGCCUGAAGAGACGGGCUAUGCGGAGCAACUGCAGCAGCUGCAGCGUCAUUGGCGUGAAAUACGCAACGAAGCGUUAGGCCUGCUUAGCAGAGCAGGAUACUUUGAGGACGAAACGGAGCAGCUACGUGACACUGGCAAAUGGCAGCAGUUUGAGCUUUUUGUGCGUGGACAGCAACUUGCAAGGAAUUGCCAGCGUGCGCCUUUAACUUGCCGCCUGUUGCAGCAAUUUGUGGCUGCCAGUCGUUGCACACGUGGUCAGGUGAAGUUCAGCGCCAUGCAGGCGCACACGCAUGUUUGGCCACACUGUGGACCCACCAAUACGCGUCUGCGUGCCCAUCUAACGCUGCAGGCGCCGCAGCCAGAGCUGACCAGACUGCGUGUAGCGCAGCAGGAGCGCACCUGGCAUGAGGGCGAUUUGCUGAUAUUCGACGACAGCUUCGAGCAUGAGGUCUGGCAUAAUGGCACACAGCUGCGUCUGGUGCUCAUUGUAGACUUUUGGCAUCCCGAUUUGAGUCCACAGCAGCGUCAACGCUUGCAUCCCAUUUAAGUCGAUGUAAUUUGUAAUUCGUUCUUUUGUUUCAACACAUUGCAGCCAUUUAUCUAUAAGUUUUAGUACUUUACAACUCAUACUGUUUAAGUAUUGCCAUUAAGCUGGAACGCGUGUUUAGCUCUAAGCAUUAAUUAUGUUGACAGUCUGAAAUUGGUUGGCAGCGUACUUAUCAGACAAGUUUUAUAAAUACAGUAAACUUUUACGUUUCAAAUAA